Molecule: messenger RNA, 2397 nt
Organism: Mobula hypostoma (lesser devil ray)
Lineage: Eukaryota; Metazoa; Chordata; Chondrichthyes; Myliobatiformes; Myliobatidae
Gene: dalrd3
Product: DALR anticodon binding domain containing 3
Exons: 14
Biological process (GO): tRNA C3-cytosine methylation; arginyl-tRNA aminoacylation
Molecular function (GO): arginine-tRNA ligase activity; ATP binding; tRNA binding
Source: RefSeq, a predicted model, not a curated record
AUGGACACUUUCAACAGUACACCUGACUGUACAAAGAUCUGUCUGGAUGGCACGCAGAAGGCGCGGGGCUGGAUUCAUGAGCGAGACCCAUUAUAUAUUGUGUUUGGGACGGAGAUGUUCUAGAACAGCCUUCAGGAUACUCACAGGAGCCGGUUUUCCACACCAUUCCUCCAUUCAGCGAGCGUUCCUGUUGCCGUGGUAAUCCAUGGCCCUGUGACCCGGAAAUGAUCUGCUCCGGUCGCCAUGGCGCAGGCCGGUGGCGAUCUUUGCCGUGUUGAUGCCGACCCGGAGUUCAACCUGGCUGGAUGCGCGGCGGCACUGGAAGUGGCACUGGGCGGCGGAGAGGCCGGCUCCAUCUGGUUCAAGGAGAGCAAGGGGCGCAACCUGAGGUCCCGCGACUGGAUCGCCCCCCGAGGGGCCCUACGCAAACUCUAUCCGCAGGGUCAGGUUCCUGAAGAUGUCAUAGAAAGACUGCUGUCUGAGUAUGGUCGUCGCCUGUACAUACACAGCUGUGCACAGACAGGAGCUGGGGCUAUAAUUCACUUGGACCAUCCUGCCCUUUUUAAGCAGGUUCUGAACAAUCUUCCGCUCUACACAAAGCCUCUGAAGAACGUACUGCCAAAGAAGAAAUGUGUGAUUCUGAACUGUGCAGCUUUGCAGGGCAGUAGGGGCCCUGAAUCACUGACAAUUAAUCACUUGCGAGCUAUCCUCCUGGCAGACCAUUUAGCUGAAGUGUUAAGGCAACAAGGUUAUGUCGUGCACACAGUGCCAAAUCUUCGGCAAAAUGCUGCAGCCUGCAACUUCCUGAAAUCGCUAGGUGUCAACUGGACUUCAUCCCAACAAACUGCUUUGGACAAUGGAAGAGUUUCUGACUUGGAGAAGAUUCUUUCAGAGUCAACUUACACGCAGCAUGGGCAGUUGGAGGCCGCUCCAGAUCAGACACGUAACGUGCUGCCAAAAGGUGUGCACUGCAAGGUGCACCUAAGUCAGUUCGUGAAGGAGAAGGCGCUAGAAGGUUAUGAUGCAAAUUUGGAUGUGGCUCUGGUGAAAGAGGAAACCCUGAGACAGAUAGCAGAGCUUCAGCACACAGUCUCACAGGAGGAUCUGGACCAAUGUAUGGUGAUUCAUGUGGUGGGCUGUGAGGAAGAAUUUCAGCAGCAAAAGAUCGAUGUGCUCUGGCGGAUUCUGAAUCCUGAGAUCAAUCAAGUAACUCAGCGACACCUUGUGUGUGGCCCAGUGAGAACAACUGGGGAACAUUCACAUAUCAGUGCUGUUCAGUAUUUUAAAUUUCGAAGGUCUCAAAUGGAAGAAGCGUCUGUGAUGAAGUAUGGAGACGUGGUGCAAGGUGGUUCAUGGACUGAAAUCAUCAAUAGCAUGACUUCCGCUGUCAUCAGGUUUGAAAUGCUGGCAGUCACACACCGCAGUCCACUGAAUUUAGACCUGACACAAGGAGUCAGUAUUUCAACCAAAGGGACGAGGAGUGGAGCAUUUGUCAUGUACAACUGUGCCAGGCUUGCAACCUUGUUCGAUCAUUUCAACAGUUCUGUGGAGAAAGGAUUGUACCCACAUUUCCCAGAAACAUCCCAGUUGAACUAUUCUGCACUCCAGGAAGAGGGCGAGUGGCUGUUGCUGUAUAAUUACAUUAUUCCUUUCCGAGAAGCUCUGGUCCAGAUUACUGAUUCCCUGAGCUCAGCUAAAGGGAUCCAUCUGAGCGUGAACACAGAAACAGUGUGCAAGUUUCUUGUAAACCUCAGCAUGGAUUUCAGCUCCUAUUAUAACCGUGUGCACAUCUUGGGAGAACCACUGGAACAUUUAUUCAACCAGAUGUUCACACGCCUGCAGCUGAUGAAAGGACUGAGAGAGGUUUUUCAUACAGCGCUGGGAACACUCCACAUCCCACCACCCAGCCAGCUCUGAGGAUCCGGUACACCCAGAGCUCCAUUCCACACCAUCGGGUUGAAGGAAAGGAACAAAGAAUCAGGUGGCCUUCUGCCUUCAUCAUCUGCUGAUCUGUGGACUGAAGCAGAGAAACUUUGACAUUUGUUUGUCAGUGCCAUGUCUCUGCCUGUAAUACCUCUAUAUAAAUAGGUGACCUUACCAAAUGGGAUUAUGAAAGGUGGAGGUCUGAUUAUAGAUCUGUUUCGUCCACUGUUGCUGUUAGCUAUCACUUUCUGUCCAUCACCCAGACAUCCUGAGUAUCAAAACUUAGCAGAAGCAAGUAUUGAAAAUUGGGUGGUACUGUAUGAAGGUUGUCUUUCUGGGUUCAGUAACAGAGGGAGAGAGAUCCAUUUUUCAUCAUUUGUGAACAUUGUUCUGUCCUCUGUGACCACCCUCGACCAGAUUCUAUUUGUACCUAUUUAUUUCAACUGUUUCUUAAAUAAAAAUAACUGCACAAGC